Messenger RNA from Saccoglossus kowalevskii, 690 nucleotides. Its product is annotated as CD151 antigen-like. Gene Ontology annotation, cellular component: plasma membrane. Lineage: Eukaryota; Metazoa; Hemichordata; Enteropneusta; Harrimaniidae. The record is from RefSeq and is a predicted model, not a curated record.
AUGACUGGAAAAAAGAAAAUAUUUACUGGGUUAAAUCUUUGUGGUUUUGAUGUUGCAGCGAUAUUCACUGGUUGUGAUCUUGCUGGUGCUGGUGUCUUAGCCGUAGGUAUUUGGACAUUAAUCGAUAAAAGUCACUAUGUAGCUGUGCUAACUACCAGUACUUAUGAAGUAACAACAUAUCUAUUACUUUUAACUGGUAUAUGUGUUAUGAUAGUUGGAGCACUUGGAUGCUGUGGUGCAGUGCAGGAACAAAAACUAUGCCUCAUUCUGUAUACCAGUCUUUUAUUAAUAGUUCUGGUGAUGGAAGUAGUGGCUGGAAUCCUUGCGUAUGUCUACCACAAUCAGCUUGAAGCGGAGUUACAAGACAACUUGAACAAUACAUUGACUAGCUAUUAUGGGAUGGAUGGAUAUGAAGACAUUACAAUUGCAGUUGAUGAUAUGCAAAGAAAUUUCAAUUGUUGUGGUUCGUCUUGGUAUCUAGACUGGCCGCACAGUAACUGGGCGGUACAAGGUUUAGCGAUCAACAGAAGUACACCGGAUAGUUGCUGUAAAACAGAAAGUAAUUUCUGUGCAGUCAGAGACCACCCAUCAAAUAUUGAACACAUUGGAUGUAUAAAAAGUCUAGAAAUGUAUUUCAAAGACCACCUGGUGAUAUUAGGAGGCGUGGGUAUUGGUAUAGCAUGUCUACAG